Molecule: messenger RNA, 807 nt
Organism: Meloidogyne enterolobii
Lineage: Eukaryota; Metazoa; Nematoda; Chromadorea; Rhabditida; Meloidogynidae
Source: the annotation of a GenBank genome assembly
UUUCGGGAAUCGGUUCAGCAAGAUCCCUGUUGCCUAAUUUCUUUAAAUUUUCAGUUUUAUUUCCAACGUCAUUGCAUUCUUGCCAACUUUCUUUCUUCUCAUUCAACAGAUAUUAAAUUUGUCUUUUUUAUGGAUGCAGAUAUAGGUGUCAUUAAUCCAAAUCAUUCACUUGAGGAAUUUUUGGAAGGAAAAAAAGAUUUUGAUCUAAUUUUUUAUGAAAGGAUAUUUAAUGGGGAAAUUAUGGCUGGAAGUUAUAUUUUAAAAAAUACUCAAUUUACUAGAGAAUUCCUUUAUUUUUGGGCUGAUUAUUAUUUUAAAGUGCCAAAAAGCUUUCAUGGAACAGAUAAUGGGGCAAUACAUUCAGUAUUUCUCGAUUUGUUUUGUGAUAAUUCUAAUGGAAAUUGUUCUGAAAAAAGACGGGUUUGUUCACAUCUCUGGAAUGUUUCUCUCAAUUUUGAUACUCUAUUAUCUUUUACUUUGUGUGCCAAAUAUAUACUUGGAGCUAGAAAUGUAUUUACUAAUUCAAUCUCUGAAACAAAAUUAAAUAGUACAGGAAAGGUGCUUCUACUGACUGAUUUUAGGCAAUAUUGGGAAAGAGACCUCUUUCCAAAAAACCUUCCAAAAGCCUGCGUCCAGAUUCAAACUCAAAUUCGAUUCUUUUACCCCAAGUAUCCAAACUCAAAAUAUGCUCAAUAUAAAUGCAUAUUUACGAAUAAGAAUAAUUAUUUAAUAUUAUUAGAUGGCUGGUUAACUGGAAAUUGUUGGUCACCAAGGGAUUUUUUAAUUCAAGGGUGGCAGAGUCGGUAA